AUGUUCAAAUUAUUAUCAUUUGUUAUUGUAUUACUAUUUUUUCAUAGUAUAACAUCACAACAAUUUAAACCUUUUAUUCAAUCUGGUAGAAUUGAACUUUUAGGUGUUGUAUCAUCUUAUGAUAAUCCUAAUUGUUGUAAUAAUACAAAUGAUUUAUGGAUUUUUAUGUCUAUAAUUAUUCCAGGAUUAGUUAAAGGAAAUAUUAAUGCUAUUUCAAAUAUAACAAAUGGUGUUUUUAAUAGUAUUAUUAUUUUAAGACAAGAUGUUAAUGUAAAUUUUAAUUAUAUAUUUUCUGAUGAUAAUUAUUUAUUUAAUAUUUCUGGUUUAUGUGAGAGUGUCCCUACAACAUAUAUUUACAAUACAACUACUGGAGAAAUGUUAUUAUAUAUAAAUUGUUAUGAUAAAACUAAGCAAAAUAUUAAUAUAUCAAUUUUACCAAAUUCUACAGCUUCUUUAGUUUCAAUUACUCCAGUAAAGUGUGGUGAUUCUAAAACAAAUUGUAUUGAAGGAUAUUGUGCGAUGUUUGAAAGGCAAAUUUAUCUACCAAAUACAAAAUUGAUAUCAACAAUUCAAGAUUAUUUUUGUCCAAAUGAUUUAAUAAAUACUAUUAAUUUUGAAUCAAAUAAUGUAUUUCUUGUUACAAGUUACACAUCUUCAAUAAAAAAUGCUGGAAAAGUUUGUGUUAAUUUAGGUACUGAUUCAAAUAAUAUUAUGGAUGAUGAUCAUUCUUUUUUUUGGUGGGUCUCAUGUUUUUAUCCAAAUUCAUCAGAUGAAAAACAAUUUUAUCCAUUACCUUUUAUUUCUAGUAUUUAUUCUACCCAACAAUCAUUUUAUUCUGGACCAAUGAAUAUAGGAAAAUCAAAGUUAUUCACUAGUAGUAUUUUUAUAAAUUUUUCUUUUUUAUUUCUUUUAACUUUGUAUUAUAUUAAUUAUUUUUUGUCUUUGUAA
This is a messenger RNA of Strongyloides ratti, 948 nucleotides long. RefSeq lists its product as hypothetical. The coding region runs from base 1 to 948 and encodes 315 amino acids. The transcript has 2 exons. The record is from RefSeq and is a predicted model, not a curated record. NCBI's taxonomy places the organism in Eukaryota, Metazoa, Nematoda, Chromadorea, Rhabditida, Strongyloididae.